Messenger RNA from Oenanthe melanoleuca, 7649 nucleotides. RefSeq names its product calneuron 1 (gene CALN1). The record is from RefSeq and is a predicted model, not a curated record. Lineage: Eukaryota; Metazoa; Chordata; Aves; Passeriformes; Muscicapidae. Gene Ontology annotation, molecular function: calcium ion binding. The transcript is spliced from 6 exons. Bases 673 to 1329 code for a protein of 218 amino acids.
GUUCUCCGCCGAGCAGCUGCCUCCCCGUCAGCGCUGCUCCGCGGGGCGCCGGGCGGGCCGUGUCCCCUCGCGGCGGCUCCGGGAGCGCUGAAGUCCCGGGAUACGGAUGGGCUGCGCCGGGAGAUGAGAGCGGGACGGGCGCUGCGGCGGGAGCGGCUGCCCGGGCUGUGGUACCGGAGCGGAGGUGUGUGAUCCCGGGUGCCUCCGAGGGCUCGCUGGACUACAGGAGGAGCUUCCCGCAGCCUGGGAAAUGGAAUUUGCCCGUUGUCGAGCUGUAGAAUAGCUGCACAAGGCCGGCACUGGCACAGGACUGGAGCGCCCAGGGUGCUGGCAUCACGUAGGCAGCUGCCACCGAAAUGACACACUUGAUUGAAGGCCAAAAGAACCCAAUACGUAACUGCUGUGAUUAAGCUCCAUAUGAUGCCUCAGAGCAAGUAAAAACCCCUCCUUCAUCUCAUCUUGCUUGUAACGAGACAGCCGUUGCAGCGAUCUCAUUUGGGUCAUGUUGUGGCUUUUGGGGGAUUUUGGGGGGGCUGUUUUGGCUCGUUUUUUUUUUGCUUCUGGCUGUACACACCCAUGACCUGCAGCAAUCCGCACCCCCGCGAUGCCCCCUGAGAGCCUUGGGCUGUAGGUGUGCUGCUAGCUGGGAAUACAAAUCCGAGCAGGGAGAAGAUGCCAUUCCACCAUGUGACAGCUGGCUUGUUGUACAAGGGCAACUACCUGAACCGCUCUCUCUCGGCCGGCAGCGACAGCGAGCAGCUGGCCAACAUCUCGGUGGAGGAGCUGGAUGAGAUCCGUGAGGCGUUCCGAGUGCUGGACCGGGACGGGAAUGGCUUCAUCUCCAAGCAGGAGCUGGGCAUGGCCAUGCGCUCGCUGGGCUACAUGCCCAGUGAGGUGGAGCUGGCCAUCAUCAUGCAGCGCCUGGACAUGGAUGGGGAUGGCCAGGUGGAUUUUGAUGAAUUUAUGACCAUUCUGGGACCCAAGCUGGUGUCAUCAGAGGGCAGGGACGGCUUCCUGGGGAACACAAUAGACAGCAUAUUCUGGCAGUUUGACAUGCAGAGGAUAACGCUGGAGGAGCUGAAGCACAUCCUGUACCACGCCUUCCGUGACCACCUCACCAUGAAGGACAUCGAGAACAUCAUCAUCAACGAGGAGGAGAGCCUGAACGAGAACUCUGGCAACUGCCAAACCGAGUUUGAAGUGCACGCCCAGAAGCAGAACCGCCAGACGUGCGUGCGCAAGAGCCUCAUCUGCGCCUUCGCCAUGGCCUUCAUCAUCAGCGUGAUGCUGAUCGCGGCCAACCAGAUCCUGCGCAGCGGCAUGGAGUAGUGCCGGCACGGAGCAGCGCCGGCACGGAGCAGCGCCGGCACGGCUCACGCUCCUGGCGCCGCCGGGCGCACCGGGGAGCUCCCGCCCCACCCACGGCACCGACACGCGGCCACGGCCGGCGCCUGAGCCGGCAGCGUGUCCUGCGAACCGACCACAUCCUUUUGGCAGGGACAUCAAAGGGCUGUUCUAAUGCUUUAAAGGUUUUGUUUCCUAAUGCAAUAAUCCCAUACCCAGGAGUCCCGAGUUAUUGCUUCGAAGCAGCAAUGGCGGCGUGGAGGAGGCUCGGAUCCGGGCGGUUCGGAGGAGCUCAGCCUCCUGACUUGUCCUUACCCAGGGCCCACUGACUAUCCCACGGAGCUCCUGCCGGGCCCACGUUCCCAGGAAGUUGAUCGUAGCAUUGCCACAAGCAAGUCCUGUUCCUUCUGUUCCACGUGUUCCAGCUUCACUUUCCUUUUCCCUUAUGACCAUGCCAUGGAGUUUACGGCAUUAGAGGGGAGCUCGAGCAUCCUUGUACAGUAUUUCCUGAGGGGAAAAGGGGAGAAUUUGCCAGCACCAUACAAAAUGUCUAUUUUUUGCCUCAUCAACUCCACUUGUGACACGAGGCUGUGGGGUAGCAGGAGUCUGUUGGCCAUUUUUUUCCGACUGUGAAUCAGGGCUUGAGGAGCACCCCUUGUUUUCCCACCUGGGCAUUGCUGAACUUGUGCAAAGUCUUCCAAGGGACUCUGCCACCACCAGCGCCAGCUAAACCUCCCUCUCCUCGAGCCUCUCUGCAUAUUCAGCAUUUCCUCUCCAGCAGUUUUACCCUUCUUCUUUAUUGAUCUUCAAGAUUUUUUUCCCAGGUGAAAAUCCUGAGGGAAGCUCUUCCCGAGCUUUCCUCCCCUCUCCUUGCCUGCACAAUUUUAAUUUAUUCCAUUUCACGUGGCCUGGUUAUGAUCUGCAGUGAAACCUGCAUGGCAGACAUCAUCCUGUGGGGGAGGUUUUAUUUUCACCCGAAUGGUAAAGUGUGGAUUUGACCAGCCAGCUUCUCCAUUCCCUCCCAGGAUCCAUCCCAUGGGCAGGCUCCUAAGGGGGCUGUCAGAAAAGCUGAGCACAGCAAGAGAAGAAGGAACCAAAGCUGAGGCCACCCCCUGUGUUUGAAGUGUGUCAGACUUCCAGAUCCAGGGAGCAUUGGGUGGCUUUCCUGGAACACAUUUUAAGGAGCAGCAAGGAGAAGAUGGAAUGGUGCAGAGCAGGGACACCGCACAGGAAGUGCAAGGAGCCAGGAUUACUUGGGAAGGGUUUUUUCCUUUGAAACUUGACACAAAUCCAUGCAUUUCCCUUUGGAUGAACGGUGCCCUGGGUGCAGAGGUGAUCCCCUGCCCUGCUGGGAGGGCUGUCCCAGCUGGUGAUCAUGGAGUGUCCAUGGAGGCACUGGGGUGUUGGGGUGGCUCAGGCACACCCAGGAGCCCUGAGGUGACUGUUCCUGUGCCACAGGAUGGCUCCCAGGGCUGGCACAGCCCCACCUCCCUCAUCCCACACUGCAGCCACUGACUUACACUGGAUCUGUCCCCAGCACUCUUGCUUUUCUACUAGUCCAGGUGACAACAUUUGCCUGUAUUUUUAGCAGCCUAAUUUAAAAACCUGCUGCUCCUUGUUCUGUCUCCCAUCACCCCUUUAAACUCAAGUCACUUUUAGGUGUCUCAGUCUCCCACCUCCACCUUUUCCUGCCAUUUUCCUGGUGUCCCCUCCAUCCCAAAAACUACACCUUUUCCAUAGCAGCCAAGUUGGUUUUUUCUGCCUUUCCCAAAUACACAACUCCUGCAUUUCUGUUCUGCUGUGACCAAUAGAGGUGAACUGCAGAAUAUUCCAUUAAAAAUGAUUCUGUCUCCCAGAAGAUGGAGAGAUUUCCAUUGGCUGCAGGGCAGCAGCAGAAUAUCUGUGGGAUAUUCUGGUGUGGGAUUCUCAGUGCUGGGGAGCCCAGACAUGUUUUCUGUGCUGGGCAUUGCACAUAACAAGCUUGGAGAUCAUUUUAAGGAAACUCAUCCCCACUUUUAGGUCUCAGGGGUCUGUGGAAAGAUGGCAGCUGUGGGAAAAAGAAAAAGUCUAAAUGUUCCUUGCCACUAAGGAAUACUCAUUUUGUGCCUGGGAUUGUACUGGAGUGAGUGUGGGCAGAUGGAGGUGGAGGGGAGGGAUGGGGGAGCACGGGGCAGAGUGGUGCCUCCACUGAGCCCAAACCCACAGCCCCAAACCCACAGCCCCAAACCCACAGCCCCAAACCCACAACUCCAAACCCACAGCCCCAAACCCACAGCCCCAAACCCACAACUCCAAACCCACAGCCCCAAACCAGGCAUUUCCCCUCUUUUCUUCACCCAUGUGCCACAAACCCCCAGCAGACUCCAGGCCCUUCUGGACACCUCAUGGACAAGGAUUGUCUGUGUUCCUUGAAGCUUUCUGGAAGGCUCCAGAAUUCCCUCCUGCAUGCUCCAUAAACCCUUGUAAAUAGAGCCAUUCUCCAGCCCAACCCUUCCCCUCACAGCUCCAUUUGUAAAACCAAACCUAUAAUGAAUAUAUUGGUAAAAGCCAUAGCCUGGUGUCAGUAGAGUUCAUUGCACAACUCCCCACUGAUUUUACUGGGUACAGGAUUUUGGGGGUUUUGGGGUGUGAUUUUUCUGUAGGGAACCUCACUUUUCCAUUAUGAGUCAGGGUCAUGUCUUUCCCUUCCUCCAUCUCCAGGCAUUGUGAAGAGAUCCUUUCUUUCACCAGUGACUCCUGGCAAUGCAGGAUGGAUCAGGCCAAGCUAUUCCAUCCUUUCUUUCCCCACAACCUUCCCAUCCAGCAGUGCUGGAUGUCUCCUACCUCCCUCCCUGGCUCCAUUUAUGUAACAUCCAUUUAUCUCCUUUUUUUUUUUUUUUUCCUUCUACACAAGAGGGGAAAAAUAGGGCUUUUUGCUGCUUUUACAGACAGGAGGUAAAAAUAGAGCAGUAAAAUUCUGAUUGGAACCUGAUGGCAAAAGCUGAGGGGGGAGAAAGCAGAAGAAUCAAAGACAUAAAAAUAAAAACCCCACAUCCCAUACUUUAAGGAAAAAAAAAAAAAACCCUAUUUAAGUGCUAAUUAACAUACUUUAAAAAAAUACCCAGACUGCAGCAGAGCUGUCAGAAAAAGCUCCAAACUUCUGCUCUUGCCAGUUCCAGGAGGAUUGAAGUGUCUUUUCAGCCCUGUUUCUGGAGGAACAGGAGAUUGCCAUGGCAACCCUGGCUGUUCGUGACAUGGGUGCCACCAUGGCAGAGCACACGCCAUCCCAGCCUUCCAGGGAGGGCACACAGCUCCCAGCAGCAGGACAGGGGCUUCUCAUGGAUCAGGAAAUAUCAGGAAUUCGUGAGCAGCUCUUGGCCACAACAAACUGCAAUUAAGGGGAUGGAGGUGCAGGGAGAGCGAGGAGAUGAUUUCAGCCUGAGAGAGGCUCUGGUUUCAUUCAGGAGAGAGUGAAAUCCACUCAGCCUGUCCUGGGCUUGCUCAGGACACUGUGGGGAAGUUCUCCAUGUGGGGAUGGAGCUCUGGGGGAAGGAUUUGGGUUCCUGCUCCUGCGAGGCUGCAGCCCCUAUCACCUUGGUUUCAAGCGCUGGCUUUAUCCUGAUUCCCUGCUCCUGGAGAACCAGCAGAAGGAGCAGCAGCCCCACCAAUGCUGAAAUAACUUGGAGGCUGUGGGGAAGUGAAUUCCAGCAAAAACUGCUGAAGGAACACUGCUCACCUGUCAGAGCCAAAGCCACUCCUGCAGGGCAGUGUCCAGGCAGGACAGGGGGUGGCUUUGUCAGGAGCUGGGCUUGAGGUCCUUGUGGGUCCCUUCCAAGCCAGGAUAUUCCAUGGUGGUGGUGCUGGUGGCCCUGGAGAGCCAGAUCCUUCUCACAGGCAGUGACACGUGGGAGGUGUGUCACCUCCAGUGCCACCCACAGGAGCCUGGUCCCUCCAGGAGUGCACCACUGAGGAGCAGUUUCUGAUGCCAACAUAACUGAAAGAUUUAAAUCAGGAGCUUGGCUUUGUCAGGACUGUGGUCCUCAAGCUGUGGGAGGUGAUAGGGAAUUAAAGAGAGUUCACAAAAUAAUUUUCCUUCCUGCUUGAUGGGCACCCAUCUAUCCCCCAGCAGCUGGGACAGUGAUGACAGACCCCAGGCCCUGGGUGAGCACAGGGUGGGAGGGAGGAGGACCCCCAGCUCCUGUCCCUGCUCUCUGGUGAGCCAGAGCUGAAUAUCUGGGUGCAAUCCAGUUCAUGGGAGAGAUUCCAUCCCAGUUAUCCAGAGGUUUCACCUGUUGGACACGUGCACUGGAAGGGCUGGAUGCUGGUUGCUUUAAUUCCAGCAGCUUCUUUUUAAGCUGGGCCAAGUAGAGAGGGGUUUAAAAUCCAGAGCCAGGGUAGGAAGCAAGCAAAGCAAGCCAAGGUAGAAAACAUCCCCAAGGCUGCCACUCUGGAUGAGCUGAGUACCCACAGAUCCUUUCUUCCAUUGGAGCAUGGGAAUAUUUUGUCCCCAAACCCCACUCUGCAUCUUCCUGUUACAGAAGAGUGAAACAUCUCCUGAGCCACCCCUGGCACUGGGAGGGGCUCCAUCCUUGGUCAGGGCCCCAGGACAAGGGGGACUCUCAGUUUCCCAUGGAAAACUCGUGCCCUGCACGUGCCAGAGCUGCCAGGGCUGUCACCAGCCCGGGGUGACAGGAGCACAGCCCCCCCAGCCCUGCAGCAGCGAGGGGAGAAGCAGUGGGAGGAAUUGCAUUACAAUCCCUAAGAAUGAAGUCCCCUUUUUUUACCCACCCCUGUAAUCCAUGAUUUAGUUCCUGCUUUAUGGAUGAGCGUUUGAAAGAAGAAAAACCAGCUCUUCUAAAAUGAGAAUCUGAUGAAGUGUCUUUUUUUCUUGGCUCUGAAUCACGCUUCCAUUCUACUGAUGAAGAUGUACAGAACUUGCUGGGUUUCAAUCUAUUAUUUUACCCUCCUGUGCUCUGACAGUGCAAUUACAUUUCCCUGGCAUCACUUAGAACCUGUUCCUUUCUCAAGAAUAUAAUGCAGAAAAAUAAAAGUUUCACAGCAUUUCCAUCUCUUUAUGUUGUUGGCUGUUAUCAGGACAGGGCCUGUAUUUCUCCAGCUCAAGAAGGACAUUUUAGGCAGCUCUAGGAAGUGCAGAUGCUCCACCAAGAGCAAGGUGGGCUGAAAAUCUAACACCAUUUUAAUUGGAAGUGUGCUCCACUUCCAGUGGCAAAAGUCUGGAAAACUGCUGUAAUUUGGCAUCUUCACUAUGAAAUAAUUGCAGCCCCAGGAGAGGGAGAAAGGAGAAAACAGAAAUCCUCUGGACCUAGAGCUCAGUACUUGACAGUUUGGUGGUGGAAGUACCACAGGGGUUUUUUUUUUUAUUUUCUGUUAAGACAGACCAAAAUACUUUGUAGCUUUGAAAACCAUUGCUAAAUGAAAUUGUCAUUUCCCACCCAAUUAUUUCCCCAGCUGUUCCUGGCCUGUCUUUCCCCAGCCAGCAGCUGGAUUUGCCCUGCUUUAGGUGAGAUCCAUGUUCCAGCUUUCCUUUCCCAGCUGGUCCUGAGUCUCCAUCAGCCAACCUUGGGAAGCUCUGAGGUGGCUCCUGACUGGUGCCAGCAGCACUUGGGCACGUCCUGUCCCUCCUGGGGACAAUUCCAGGUGGUGAUGGUGACAUCAAUCCCCAAAUUCCUGCCUCUGUUCCAUCCAACCAACAGGAUGGAGUCACAUUCCUGAGCAUCCCUUCCAGAGCAGCCAAAGCUCUCCCAGCUCUUGUUCCCUCAGAUUUCUCUGGGCUGGGGGAGGCAGGCAGAGCAGGUCAAUCAGAAAUAACUCAUUAGAGUUAAUUGGCUUCAAGUGGAAUAAACCCAGGGCCCAGCCUGCUGCCAUUUAAUCCAUAGCAGGGUCUAAGGAAUCAAUGCCACCUUACUCAUCUCCAGGAAGUUCUCCACUAAUCCCUCUCUCCCUUUUGUCACCAUCUCAUGUUUUCCAGCCAUUUACUGUUCAUUUGUAAACUCACACGGUUUUUUGGCUCGUUAAUGAAAGACAUGGCUUUUUAAUUAAAGAUGAAAAUUCACAAAGUCAGCAGCAUAAGAGUAAAAAAAAAAAAAAAAACAACAAAAAAACCUUUGUACAAAAUACUGUAAAUAUUAAUAUAAAUUAACUGGGCAUGCAACUGAAAUAAAUCCUAUGUUAUUGCAAGUUAUCUGAGUGUAUAAAGGAGUGUAUAAAGGAAAACUGAAUGCCAUAUGUAUCAGCUGUUCCCUCUAACCAAACUCUACUGUAAAUAUAUAAUCUGUAUAAAAAUAUUUUAAUUUUACCAUUAUUUA